AUGCCGGUUGUUAUUGCCCGCUCACUGCAAAAGGAUGCCAUCGCCUCAGCGGAAUCUGGCGCCUCAACAACAUCGGACGUUGAGAAGGACCCCAUCACCUUGACUAUUAAGCCUACUGUUGCCUCUGAUCAUUCAACGCUUGGCGAUACCUCUGACGACCGCCGCUUUUGGUUCCAGCGGUCGAAAAGCUAUGACCCAAAUGCCAUCGCAACCCAGCCGUCAGUGUUCGACGAUCCUGAACUUAUCUCUGAAUAUCGACCCCGAGCAGAAUGGGAGAACGUGCACCGCUUUGACCCAUCAGCAAGAUGGACCUGGGGUGAAGAGAAUAAAGCUGUCAGAAGGCUCGACAUGCGAAUCAUGGUACUGGCAUGCAUGAUGAUGACAGCAUUGGAGCUUGAUCGCUCGAAUAUCCAGCAAGCCAACGCCGAUAACUUCCUUUCUGAUCUCGGAUUAUCUAGAAACGACUAUAACCUCGGAAAUACGAUAUUCAAACUAUUCUAUCUCUUAAGCGAGAUUCCUGCACAGCUUAUUGGCAAAUAUAUUGGCGUCGAUAGGUGGAUUCCCAUACAAAUGACUUCGUGGUCAUUGGUGGCUCUCUGUCAGUUCUGGCUGCGCGACAAGACUUCUUUCCUGGUUUGUCGUGCCUUGAUUGGUAUAUUCUCAGGAGGGUUUACGCCUACUAUGAUCCUUUAUCUCUCUUACUUUUAUAAGCAUCACGAGCUUUCUAUUCGCCUGGGGUUCUGGUAUUCUGCACAGGCAGUCGCGGAUGUUCUAGCAGGUCUUCUAGCGUAUGGAAUACUGCAUCUACGUGGCUAUGCUGGCCAGGCUGGCUCCUUCACUUUAUUGCUCGCCAUUCUAUCUUUUCUUUUCCUACCACCGUCUGUGACGCAGACGGCCAGUUGGGCACGGGGCAAGAAAGGCUGGUUUACGGAGCGGGAAGAAGUAAUUCUGGUCAAUCGAAUUAUUCGCGAGGACCCAAGCAAGGGCUCUAUGGGAAACAACGAACCCUUAACAGCCAAGCUUGUGUGGCAGAGUUUCAAAGAUUACGACCUGUGGCCACUCUACAUGAUUGGUCUUAUAUUCUUGGUGCCAUACACAACGAUUUCCCAAUACUUUACGCUAUUAAUGACUGAUUUCGGGUUCGGGGAGUUCAAUGUCAUCCUGCUCGCCAUUCCAUGCAGUGUCAUAGGAAUUGUGACUAGGAUCAUUCUCACCUACGCCGCUGAGAUCCUCGGAUCCCUUGCAUGGAUGGGAGCUGUGGCCCAAGCCUGGACCCUCCCAAUGCUUAUCUAUAUGAAUGUAGUCGAUUUCAGUCAGACCAAGAGAUGGGUUGCGUGGACGGUCCUCACCUUGAUUCUUUCGUUCCCUAGUCCCCAUGCACUCCAGGCGGGAUGGAACUCUCGCAACUCCAAUAGUGUGCGGUCCCGGGCACUAUCAGCGGCUAUGUAUAACAUGUGCACGCAGCUAUCCGGGAUAAUCGCGUCGAAUGUCUACCAAGAUUGGGACGCUCCUCGCUAUGUGCAGGGCAACCGAGUGCUUCUCGCUCUGGUGUGCACCAACAUCACUGUGUACGCCAUGACCAAGAUCUACUAUAUACUGCGUAACCGUCACCGAGAUCGGAAGUGGACGGGAAUGACGGAGGAACGGAGAAUUGACUACAUCGCAACCACGCAGGAGACUGGGAAUAAGCGAUUGGAUUUUCGGUUUGCGCAUUAA
Aspergillus bombycis is the source of this 1716-nucleotide messenger RNA. Its product is annotated as putative MFS transporter. The record is from RefSeq and is a predicted model, not a curated record. Lineage: Eukaryota; Fungi; Ascomycota; Eurotiomycetes; Eurotiales; Aspergillaceae. Gene Ontology annotation, molecular function: transmembrane transporter activity. Bases 1 to 1716 code for a protein of 571 amino acids. Gene Ontology annotation, cellular component: membrane. Gene Ontology annotation, biological process: transmembrane transport. The transcript has 11 exons.